Messenger RNA from Danaus chrysippus (African queen), 1236 nucleotides. The record is from the annotation of a GenBank genome assembly. Lineage: Eukaryota; Metazoa; Arthropoda; Insecta; Lepidoptera; Nymphalidae.
AUGAAGUGGAUUCAACAAAUAUUUAUAUCUAUCGUCGUAGGCAUGGAAAUAUCUCGAGGACACCGCAUUGAAAUGGAACAAAUAACGGAGAACUCACAUUUGGAACAAUUUCAAUUUAAUAAAGAGCGCACAUUGAAUACAGGUAUUAAAGAGCCCUCUUACUCUGAAUGGGCUGGUUGGAGUGAAUGCCGAGGCGGGCGAAAAACUAGACGGAGACAUUGCUUGCGAAAGCAUGUGUGCGGCGAUUCGUUGAGAAUAGAAGUAGCCAGAUGGAUUCAAAAGAUGUCCAAAAAAUUUUCCGAGGGUUUUCGUCAUGGUCUACUUGGACUCAUUGUUCAAGAAAGUGUACAACUGUACGAAGAAGAGUACAGUGGUGGAAAACCGGAGAACUUAUCGAAACCGGUACUAGCUAUUCAACCUAAAGAUUCAAGGAAGUUAACAACAGUAAUGCCCCCUUGCGGAAGAAUUGGGAGGUAUCGUGGUAGUGCCAAAGAACGUAUUCGUAACAAAAUGAGAGAAAUGGUCCGCAUUAUAGGUGGAAGACCAGCGCCACCAGGAAAAUGGAUUUGGCAGGUGGCAGUUUUGAACAGACAUAAGGAAGCGUUCUGCGGAGGGACACUAAUAUCUGUCCGAUGGGUGGUGACAGCGGCUCAUUGCGUGCGUCGCCGUCUGUACGUGCGUCUUGGAGAACAUGACCUGCUAGUUAAGGGCCGUGGGGAACUUGAGAUGAGAGUUAUUCAGGCAGUCAUACAUCCAUUGUAUGAUCCCGAUACUGUUGUUAAUGACGUGGCUUUAUUACGACUGCCAGAACCAGCGCGACCGGAUCUCGGUCAUGGUGUAGCAUGUCUGCCGCGACCCCAACAACCCCUACCUCCACAUACCUCCUGCAUUAUACUUGGAUGGGGGAAGAGAAGGGCCACGGAUGAACACGGCACUAGAAUACUUCACGAAGCCCAGGUGUCAACUAUACAGCAAGGUGUUUGUCGUCGUUCGUACUGGCAAUAUGCGAUAACUGACAACAUGGUGUGUGCUGGAAGGGGCCACAGGGAUUCUUGUGCUGGGGACUCAGGGGGCCCUCUUCUGUGCAAAGAUCGUUAUAAACGAUACGUUUUGCAGGGAAUUACAAGUUUCGGUGAUGGAUGUGGUAAGCGUGGAAAAUAUGGUAUAUAUACGAAGACAUCGGGGUACGUUACAUGGAUGUACGACGUCAUGAAUGACAAGUACUUUGGUGAUUGA